This is a messenger RNA of Zea mays, 544 nucleotides long. RefSeq lists its product as uncharacterized. The transcript has 4 exons. Bases 38 to 544 code for a protein of 168 amino acids. The record is from RefSeq and is a predicted model, not a curated record. Lineage: Eukaryota; Viridiplantae; Streptophyta; Magnoliopsida; Poales; Poaceae.
UCCCUGGAAAUGACUGACCGCUGCUUCUUUACUGCAGAUGGGGGACAUACUCAUACCUAGCCUUAUGGUUGGAGACUGCUCUCAUAGCUUGUGUGUGCAUGCCUCUAGGCUUUGGGAAUUCCUUGAUCCUCAGGAUGACAGUAGGCUCCUGCAUACUGAUCUUGUUUUGCUUGAUGAAGAGGGAAACAGCAUACAUGCCCAGAUCUAUCCUCCGUUAUGCCAACAGUUCAGUGCGCUGCUUGAUGAGGGAGCGGUAUACAACCUGAAGUAUUUCUUAGUCAGGAAAGCUAACAAGUUCUACAAACCGGUUGAAAACUGCAACAUGAUCAGCUUUACAAAGUGGACUACGGUUGAAGUUGUCCUCCAGAUCCCCCCUGCUUUUCCGGUUUGCACAUAUAACCUCACUCCCAUAGAACAACUCCAAGCGCGUGUGGACUACAAGGAAUAUUUCACAGAUGUGGUCGGUGUUGUCAGUGUGAUCUCCCAUGUUUCAUCGUUGCGCACAAGGGGACGACAUGCUGAGGGAUACUGGGCCAACCGUUGA